GGUGCUCUGAGAGCAGCGUUUUAGAGGAUUGCUUAAAGAUGUGAGAACAGAUUAAAAAAACACUUCCUAGACGUUUUUAUAGUGAGGAAUUAUUCACAGCUAAAAAAAAGGGGGAUUUUGCACAGGAUAGGGCCUUUAAAACAUUCAGUUCAGCCACAUUUUUAUCAUAGUUUUUAUUCUAAAAACAAGCAUUUUUUCUAUAAAUAUGUUAACUCAGAUUGUGCAUUUAACAUUUAUUUCGAGGCUUCCUUAACUGUAAUGAGUUUAUAUUUGAGUGGUGCAAGUGAAAGCAGCUGUUUUCAUGAGUCAGGCAGCCAGCAGGCGGGCGACCGGGACAAGGGUCAGCCUGAGAGAGCAUCAGUGACGGAUGAGCAGUGAGGGGGCGUGUCUUCUGCUGCUGGAUGAGUGCUUGAAGGCUCUCUGUACGAGAAGAGACCGGCUCACGAUGAUACGGCUUCACCUAACCUUCCCAGAUCUACACCUGUGUGACUCCAGACAGAAUGGACUCCAAAUUCCAUGAGCCCAGAGGGAGUCCCAACCCCCAGGUGAUGGGAAUCGUCCUCAGCACCGCGUCCUGCCUCAUCAUCUCCACCAACUUGGUGGUGGCUGCAGCUUUGCUGAAGCUGCUCAUCAAGAAGAGCAGUCAGAGCUGGUGCUUUGUGCUCAACUUGGCUCUGGCUGACAUCUUUGUGGGCGUGGCCAUCACUGGUUUGGCCACAGAGGACUUUGGCAAGGUGGCUCUGGACCCCAGUGAGGAAGGUCCUCUCACAAACUCGACGCCUCCUGCUUCAGGAAGGACACGCUGUUUGUUGCGUAUGGCCUUUGUGACGUCGCCGUGCACGGCCUCCAUCAUGUCCAUGUUUCUGAUCUCGCUGGACCGCUACGCAGCCAUCAAGAUGCCGCUGCAUUAUUCGCUGCUGUCUGGGAAGUGGACGGCAGCCGGAUCCCUGCUGGCUGUUUGGAUCUGCUCCUUCGUUACAGGAUUUUUACCAGUGAUGGUGCAGCAGCUGCAGGCCAGGACAACCUACAACGGCUUCUGUGCCUUCUUCUCCGUCAUCAACGACAUCGGCAUGAUCGUGUUGUUCAGCACGCUCUUCUUCCCGGUGCUCUCUUUGUUCAUCUACAUGUACCUGGACAUCCUGAAGAUCGCCUACACCCACCAGAGGCAGAUCUCCAGAGUCCGGCAGGCCAGCUCCAGGAGCACCACCAGUGACCAGGGACACCCCCACUACCUGCACCACCACCACCACCUGAGGAGCAGCGACUGGAGCCACGUGAAGGCUCUCAGGACGGUGGCUUUGCUAGUGGGCUGCUUCAUGAUGCUGUGGUGCCCCUUCUUCGUGGUGUGCAUCGUGCACAUUCUGUGUGAAAGCUGCCGACUCAAACACGUGCUGGAGAACUACCUGUGGCUGCUCGGGCUCUCCAACUCGCUCAUCAACCCGCUGGUCUACGCCUUCUGGCAAAGGGAGGUGCGGCUGCAGCUGGCAUCCAUGUUUUCCUGCAUCGCGGGAUGGUGGGCGCCGGCGGCGGUGCCGAUGGAGAGGAGCCAGCCGCUGCCGCCGGUUCAGACUCAGCACAGACACUGUGGGGCAGAAACACCCAGCCCCUCACUGUUACUGCCUGAUACCGUGUACGAGAACAGUACGGCGCCACCUUCUGCCAUUACCACCUUAUAAAAGAGACUCCAACCAGAAAAUGUGUGAAGUGUUUUUUGUAAAAAGUCAUCCAAACUAAAAAAGGAGCUUUAAAUAAAACAGUUUUCUCAAGGAAAAUACUAAUAUUUGAUUUGCUACUUAGCUCAACAUAAAAGGUCAGCAAUGGCAGGGAGCAGGAUGUUCGGUUGGACGUGCGGUUCGCCUAACAUGAAUCCAUAAAUCUUCUGGAGUCUCUGA
Molecule: messenger RNA, 1892 nt
Organism: Oryzias melastigma (Indian medaka)
Lineage: Eukaryota; Metazoa; Chordata; Actinopteri; Beloniformes; Adrianichthyidae
Product: glucose-dependent insulinotropic receptor
Exons: 2
Coding region: 501-1676 (391 amino acids)
Biological process (GO): G protein-coupled receptor signaling pathway
Cellular component (GO): membrane
Molecular function (GO): G protein-coupled receptor activity; phosphatidylcholine binding
Source: RefSeq, a predicted model, not a curated record